AUGCCUUCAAUCGACGUCGCCAUGGCGAGGAGCCUCCGCGGAGGAGUUUGGGGCUCAGUAAUGUCUAGCAUGGCUGCGACUAUCGAGAAGCGCCAGAUCAUGUCCACGGUGGAGAACGUGGGAAACCAGGUUAAUGAUGUGAAGACGGCAUUUUCAAGUUGGGACAACUGCAUGUCCGUCAACUAUUGCAAGUGGCCGGUCAUCGGAGUCAUGAUUGUUGGCGGCUUGAUCAUCUUUUCGAUUUGCUGCGGUAACUGCUGCGGCUGCUGCGACACCCCGAAAGGAACGCCUCACAAGUACCUCGACGAGCCGUACUCUUCGAAUCAAGGAUACAAGUCACAAGCGCCCAUGAACGCGAAUUCGAACGUCCCGCCAUUCCUCCAAAACCAGCCUACGCAUACAGCACACUCCACAGCACCAGUGCCCGUGGCAUCCGGAGCCUCGGCGCCCCCUCAGUAUGCCGAAUUCGAUGUUAGCAAGUCCGGGGGCAAGGAGGACGGAGACGCUCUUCCUGCUAUGCCCAGCUGGGAAGGUGCUGGAUCCAAGAAGGUUGCGAUCGAGGAAGAGGUGGAGCUGGAGCAGAUGAACAAGCCCGCUGCGUCGCCAAACCCGAACAUGCCUCUCAUGGCACCCAACGCCAUGUCCCACCCGAACAGCCCGAUGCCUGGCGACAGGAGCCCCUACGGACAAAACGGACAGGCCGGAGCUAGCGGCUACUUCCCCAAUCAAUCUGCGGACCCCUAUGCCAUGAACAACCAAGGAUUCAACAACAACGGAUACGGACAGUCCAACUCAUCUUUCGGCGUCGACCAGUACGGAGCCGCGGCUGUGGCUGGAGCAGCUGGAGGCAUGGCGAUGAAUCAAGGCAGACGGACUCCCGCCCGUGAGUUCAACAACGGUGGUUACGGCCCGCAAAGAGGACAGACUUUCCCACCGCCCCAGCACGAGCUCGACGGAGGCUUCGGUGGCUUUGAGCAAGGAGGAUAUGGCAUGGGCCGCCCCCCGCGCAACGGACCUAGCCCGGCCCCCAGCAGAGCCUUCACUGCCCCCCCUCGCAACGGCCCCAGCCCUGCGCCUGCUGGCUACCGCCGCUCGCCGGCCCCCGAUUACCGCGGUUCCCCCGCCCCUCCUCCCGCCGACUACCGCAGGUCCCCCGCUCCUCAGGAUCCCUACCGUCGCUCCCCUGCGCCUCAAAACGACUACGGCUUUGACCAACAAGACCAGUAUGGCAACGACAACUACAACCGCCAACAAUACGGUGGCGGUGCGCGUCAGUACUCGUCCGAGUCGACCCGACCUUUGGCCGCGCCUCAGCGUAGCUACACCGGAGACCACGCUCCCCAGUCCCCCGACCUCCAAAACUCUGGCGGCUUUGACUUCCAGUCAGGCUACAGCCGCCCGCAGCAGUACAACUACAACCGCGGCCCCGCCACUGGCCAGCCAAUGCACGCCGAGCCGGAGGAGGAAGAACAGCGCCCCCCGCAAAGCAGCGGCGGCACGUACCCAGGAUACAAGGCCUACCAGCCGACCAAGGAAGGCUGGAGCGGCGUUUGA
This is a messenger RNA of Colletotrichum chrysophilum, 1554 nucleotides long. RefSeq lists its product as uncharacterized. The transcript has 3 exons. Gene Ontology annotation, cellular component: cellular bud neck; plasma membrane. The record is from RefSeq and is a predicted model, not a curated record. Bases 1 to 1554 code for a protein of 517 amino acids. Lineage: Eukaryota; Fungi; Ascomycota; Sordariomycetes; Glomerellales; Glomerellaceae.